Molecule: messenger RNA, 1131 nt
Organism: Naegleria lovaniensis
Lineage: Eukaryota; Heterolobosea; Eutetramitea; Acrasida; Naegleriidae
Exons: 1
Coding region: 1-1131 (376 amino acids)
Source: RefSeq, a predicted model, not a curated record
AUGGCAGAAGAUAUUCAAGCACUCGUCGUCGACAACGGAUCUGGUAUGUGUAAGGCAGGUUUUGCUGGUGAUGAUGCACCAAGAUCUGUGUUCCCUUCCAUUGUGGGUAAACCAAAGCAAAAGUCCAUCAUGGUCGGCAUGGGUAACAAGGAUGCCUUUGUCGGUGAUGAAGCUCAAUCCAAGAGAGGUAUUUUGACUUUGAAGUACCCAAUUGAACAUGGUAUUGUUACCAAUUGGGACGACAUGUCAUUGAUCUGGCACCAUACUUUCUACAAUGAAUUGAGAGUCACUCCUGAGGAACACCCAGUCUUGUUGACUGAGGCUCCAUUGAACCCAAAGGAAAACAGAGAGAGAAUGACUAAAAUCAUGUUCGAAACCUUCUCAGUUCCAGCCAUGUAUGUUGCUAUUCAAGCUGUUUUGUCUUUGUAUGCCUCUGGUCGUACCACUGGUAUGGUUAUUGACUCUGGAGAUGGUGUUACUCACACUGUUCCAAUCUAUGAAGGCUACUCCCUUCCUCACGCCAUUUUGAGAAUUAACUUGGCUGGUAGAGACUUGACUGAUUACAUGGUGAGAAUUUUGAGUGAAAGAGGAUAUUCAUUCGUCUCCAGCGCCGAGAGAGAAAUUGUCAGAGAUAUUAAGGAGAAGCUUUGCUAUGUUGCUGGUGAUUUUGAAACCGAGAUGAAUACUUACCAAACUAACCCAGCAAGUAUUGACAAGACUUAUGAACUUCCUGAUGGUAAUGUCAUCACAGUCGGUAAUGAAAGAUUUAGAUGUCCAGAAGUAUUGUUCAAACCAAGCAUGAUUGGUAUGGAACAAGACGGUAUGGCAGAUACUGCCUACAACACUAUUCAAAAGUGUGAUGUUGAUAUUAGAAAGGACUUGUAUAACAACAUUGUCAUGUCAGGAGGUACCACAAUGUUUGAAGGUAUUCCAGAGAGAUUGACAAAGGAAGUAACUGUUUUGGCUCCAGCUUCAAUGAAGAUUAAGGUUGUUGCUCCACCUGAAAGAAAAUAUUCUGUCUGGAUUGGUGGUUCCAUUUUGGCUUCUUUGUCUACCUUCCAACAAAUGUGGAUUAGUAAGGAGGAAUAUGAGGAUAACGGACCUCAAAUUGUUCACAGAAAGUGUUUCUAA